Messenger RNA from Phaeoacremonium minimum UCRPA7, 1668 nucleotides. Its product is annotated as putative golgi matrix protein. Gene Ontology annotation, biological process: endoplasmic reticulum to Golgi vesicle-mediated transport; Golgi organization. Gene Ontology annotation, cellular component: Golgi apparatus. Bases 1 to 1668 code for a protein of 555 amino acids. Gene Ontology annotation, molecular function: small GTPase binding. The record is from RefSeq and is a predicted model, not a curated record. Lineage: Eukaryota; Fungi; Ascomycota; Sordariomycetes; Togniniales; Togniniaceae. The transcript is spliced from 5 exons.
AUGUCUUCCGCCGCGCCGCCGGAUCCUACCAACUCAGCUUCUCAAGCCCCCAAGAAGAAGAACAAUAAGAAGAAGAAGAAUGCCAACAAGGCCAAGGCCGCAGCAAUCGACACCGACAAGGAUGUCAAACAGGCCGACAAUGACGACCAGUCGGGUGAUGAACCAGACACCCCGGUGAACGCGACGGCGAAGGAUUUCGAGCAGCCAGCGAGCCCCGUCAAAACCGAAGCUAAAGCAAAUGGCCACGUCGAACCACCAGCCAGCAACGGCCACCCCGUCUCCGCGGACAGCAGCGAGAAGGAUAACGACUCGUCCGGCGCUGACACCAGCGCGAAGCUCGAGGCCAUGACACAGGAGCGGGAGGCCCUGCGCGCCGAGGUGGAGCAGCUCAGGAAGCAGCUCGAGACGAUCCAGGAGACGCACUCGUCCGAGGUUGGCCAGCUCAAGUCGGACCUCGAGGACAGCGAGGCCGCCAAGGAGCACGCCGAGACGCAGUACCAGACGCUGCUGGGCCGCGUGGAGAAGAUCAAGGAGACGCUGGGCGAGCGCCUCAAGCGGGACAGGCAGGAGCUGGAGGAGGCCAAGGACCGCAUUGAAGAGCUCGAGGCACAGAACGAGGAGCUCCAGAAGGGCGCCAGCGCCUCGAGCGACGACGCAGGCAGGCUGCAGGAGGAGCUUCAGGAAGCGACGCGUGAAUUGGCGAGCCUGCGCAGUCGGAGUAACCUCUCACAACAAAAUUGGAUGAAGGAGAAAGAGGACAUGACGAGACAGCUCCAACACUUCAAGUCGGAGCUUGAGUCGACCGGUAGUGCCAUGGGCGAGUGGGAGGUCAUCGCAAUGGAGGAACGUUCGGUUCGAGAGAGUCUCACGGACAAGGUCUCUGAUCUCGAGGAGCAACUAUCUACGAUCAGGGAAGCCUAUGAGAGGGCUGCUGCAGAGCGUGAUACCCAGUCCCUGACGAUCGAUGGCCUCCAAAGGGCGCUCCAAGAGAUACAAGAGGCCCGAAGGAAAGAGCUCAGAGAGAUGGUGGAGUCAUCCGAGGAGCAACUCCAGGCCAUGAAGAAACGCGUCCAGGACGCAGACGCAAGAGUGGCCGAGGCCGAGGCGGCAAAGGAGACGCUGUCCAAGGAACUUGAGCGAACGGCACCCUUCGAAAAGGAGGUCAGGGAGAAGAACCUGCUCAUUGGCAAGCUACGGCAUGAAGCAAUUGUUCUCAAUGACCACUUGACCAAGGCGCUCCGUUAUCUGAAGAAGACAAAGCCUGAAGAACAGGUCGACAGGCAAAUCAUUACAAACUACCUCAUUCAGUUCCUCUCUCUGGAUCGAUCAGACCCAAAGAGGUUCCAGAUCUUACAAGUCAUUGCAGGCUACCUGAACUGGACAGAGGAACAAAAGGAGCAAGCUGGCCUCGCCCGGCCCGGCACGGCGAACAAUACUCUUCGCCUGCCGUCCUCGCCUUUCCACCGUACGCCGAGUACGCCAUCACUGAAUGCAGAGUUCUUCAGUGAGCCUACGCCUUCGUCGGCCAAGGAGUCGUUGGCAGAUCUGUGGGCAGGGUUCCUGGAGCGGAGUGUGGAAGAGGGAAUGGGAGAUGCUGCGUCAAGAAAGGACAGUGUUUCGAGCAUAGGCACCACGGGCACUCCACGGCCAGAAGCCAAAGGGCGGUAA